AUUGUGCUUGUGUGCACCCAUCAGAGGAUCGCGGAGGUUGACGAUCUAGUUAUAGAAAUUAGUAACACGAGUUUAGAAAGAGUAAACAAGUUUAAACAUCCUGGGGUGCUCCUAGUCAACACCCUAUCUUGGUUCUUGGAAGGACCACAUAGAAUAUAUCGGUAAUAAAAUCUCGUCUAGAUUAGGUAUUCUGCGUCUAGCGCGUAAGGUUCUUCCCAAGCCAACUUGUCAGACACUUUACAAUACUAUAGUCUUACCAUUGUUCGAAUACCGUUCGCCUGUCUGGGACAGUUGUGGGGUUGGGAGCAAAGGGCUUAUCUAG
Porites lobata is the source of this 322-nucleotide messenger RNA. The record is from the annotation of a GenBank genome assembly. Lineage: Eukaryota; Metazoa; Cnidaria; Anthozoa; Scleractinia; Poritidae.